UCGUUCCGUAUGCUUAAUGUUCACCUGUGUUUUAUGCGUGCUGGUUUUGAAUGAAAUAACCACCACUAGCUCUGAUUUUUUUAUUGUGAGCGUGGUAAUGCGUCAAUUGGUCCAACUUAAACCAAACGAGUACUUUAGUUUAAUCAGUGACGAAAGAAUUUUUAAAUUGAUUGUUUACUUCGGCUAACCAAAAUAGUUCAUAAUAAUUCAGCAAGAGUUUUAAUUAUUUGUUAUUUGGAACGUGCUGUCUUUGUCUUGCUAUUGAGCAUUAUUUUGUUUUCAAUAUAAAAACAAUAAAAAAGUUUUAUCCAAUUUGUUCCUGCAAAAAUGUCUGACGGAGAAGCAGUACGAGUCGCCGUGAGGGUGAGGCCCUUCAACUCCAGGGAGAAGUCGAUGAAUGCAAAGCUGAUCAUCAAGAUGUCUGGAAAGACGACCUACAUUACCAAUCCAGCCGACAAUGAGAAGAAAGACUUCGCCUUUGACUAUUCCUACUGGUCGCACGAUGGCUUUAAAGAGGACGGGGAGGGGAAUUUGCUGAAGGACGGGGGGUCCAAUUACGCCACACAGAGGAUGGUGUUUGAGGACCUGGGCCAGGGAGUCCUCGACAACGCCUUCGAAGGUUACAACACUUCUCUGUUCGCCUAUGGCCAGACUGGAUCAGGAAAGUCAUACUCUAUGGUCGGGUAUGGACCCAACAAGGGAAUAGUACCGAUCACAUGCGACGAGCUCUUCAAAACAAUCGAGGGCAAUGCAGAGACAAACAAGACAUUCCAAGUCACUUUCUCCAUGCUGGAAAUCUACAAUGAACAGGUAAGAGAUCUUCUCACGAAGAACAGUCCAAAGGGAGGUCUGGCUGUGCGACAACAUCCGUCAAUGGGAUUCUACGUGGACAAUCUCAAGAAGGUUCCGGUUGGAAGCUACAAGGAAAUCGAAGCCAGAAUGGAAGAAGGUACCAAGAACAGGACAGUGGCGUCUACGAACAUGAAUGCGACUAGCAGUAGGGCACAUACUGUGGUGACCAUCACCUUCGACCAAGUGACAGAGGCGGAAGACGGCAGCAGGAUGAAGAAGAGCUCCACCAUGAAUCUGGUCGAUUUGGCAGGUUCCGAGAGGGCGGAGAGCACAGGUGCGACCGGAGACCGACUGAAAGAGGGGGCCAAUAUCAACAAGUCCCUGUCCGCAUUGGGAAAUGUGAUCUCUGCUCUGGCUGAGAUAUCCACUGGCAAGGCACCCAAGGGCAAAAUGGUUCCCUACAGGGACUCUGUACUCACUAAACUCCUGACUAAUGCCCUUGGAGGAAACAGCAAGACAAUCAUGAUUGCGGCGCUGUCUCCUGCGAGUGUGAACUUUGACGAGACAUUGUCCACUCUGAGAUAUGCAGACAGGGCAAAACAGAUCAAAAACAAAGCCACGGUCAAUGAGAGUCCCACCGAUAAACUCAUCCGGGAACUGAGAGAGGAGAACGAAAAGAUGAAACUGUUGUUGGAAGGAGGUGGUCUGACACUGGCUCAGUUGAUGGAGCAGAGUGGACAGGACGAGAAUGCGGCUAAGGGGAUCAGUGAGGAGGAUAAAGAGGAGAUGAGACGACAGCUGGAGGAGCAGAUCAGACGGGAGAUGCAGGAGAACGAGAAACAGGCAGUCAUGAUGUCAGCCGAUGCAGGCAACCAGUGGAACAACGAGUUGGCAGCAGCCAAACAGGAAAUGUCAAUUGGGACUGGCGACGACAAUCUGGCCAAGACCACUCCGCACCUGUCCAAUCUGAACGAGGACAUCAUGCUCACAGGCAUGAUCCAGCACUACCUCACCAAGGAGGUCACUGUCGUCGGCAGACUGGGUGAUGAUGUGGAAGAUGACAUAUCCAUGUCUGGCAUCAGCAUCAAACCGGUGCACUGCAAGAUAGAGAUGACUAAGGAUGAGGUCAUCAUCUGCCCCGUGGACCAAGGUGCAAGUGUCAAGGUCAACGGAGACACUUUGACAGGUCCAUUUGCACUCAAACACAAGGACAGAGUUUUGUUCGGACUCAAUCAUCUGUUUGUGUUCUACAACCCAAAGAACCCACAGGUGAGAGAGGGCACCCCCGAGAAGGUGGAUUGGGAGUUCGCCUCCCUCGAGAUGACGAAGGAACAGGGCGUGGCAUGGGACGCUCAGGACAUGAACACAGAGCAGCAGAGAGUACGUAAUGAGAUUGCGGAGCUGUACCCGAUGAUAGCUAAGGCCAAUGCGAUCUCCGAGGAGCUGAACAAGUACAAGAGCUUCGACAUUGUCCUAGUUUCAACCAUGAAGGACAAUCCCAGCAACAAGGGCGCUGAUAAGAGUUCUGGUGCCAACUAUCCCCAAGGAAUUGUGGUGGUGAAGAUGACCAAUCUGUUGAAUGGGAACACGUGGCUGUGGGAGAGGAGUCAGUUCAUCAACAGGAAGUUCAUCAUGGAGGAACACUACCAGCGCUUCUCCGAGGGGGACCAGAGUGUACUCAGCAUAGACAAGGAGUUCGACCCGUUCUAUGAGCCGAUUGAGGAUGUGUUGAUUGGGACUGCCACCUACUUCUUGCAGCCUCUAGCCUACAGAGUUGACACUGAUGAAAGGGCCGCCAUAUACGACUACAAGGGCAAAGUGGAAGGAUCAGUGAAUGUGGGGAUUUACCCUUGUGAUCAAACUGGGAAGAUUCUAAACGACGCUUUCGUGGAAGUACCUGAACAGCUUCUGAACCAGCCUUACUUUUUCAAGAUCUUAAUAAAAGAUGCAGAGAUCAGCAAAGCGAGGUUUGCGAAAGGGGUUCAAGUGAGGUACCAGGUGUUGGGAGACAGUUCAGUCCAGAAGGCGGGAGACUUCAAACCUUCAUUGACUCCCAAAUUCAACUUCGAGAGAGUGGUUGCGUUUCCCAAUCUGGGCCAGUAUGAACUGGAGUACCUAAAAAAUGGCAGCAUCAUCUUCCUCGUCUACGGCAAGCAGGAGGAUCUCAGACUAGACCCAUCCAAGAAACACAUGACCACCAAGCAACUGAGGGCGGCGGAAGGCCAGAAGAUGGACGGACUGUCUUCGAGUACGAAUGCACUGAUGAAUGUGUUGUCGGGAGACGACAAAAAGAUGGUGUCCGAUCUGAAAAUUGCGCAGAAGCAGAACCAAGUGCUAAAGACACACGAAAACAAAAUAAAGGCACUGUGCGACAAGUAUUCGGAGAUGCCCCCCACUCCUGAGAAUUAUGCAGCUCUAUUGGAGGAGAUAUCCAGGGUCAUCACCCUCGAACAUACAGUCAAGGAGAAGAUGAAGGCUAUCGCACUGGUUGCCCGUAUGACGGGUGCCGGAUCCUCUAAGCAGGGUCCGGACGAGGAGACCCAAAAAUUGCACCGCGAGAUCACUAGUAUGGUCAGUCGGGUCGAGAACAGUACCCGAGGGCUGGAACAAAAACUCGAGAAUACUAAUCAACACCCUCAGCAACAUGAGCACAAAUCGGAGAAGUCAAAAAAGAAAAGCAAGAAAAGGUCCAAGCGAGCCUCGAACUCAAGUUCAGAUUCGGAGAGCAGUGAAUCGUGUGUGAGCAUUGAGUCCGAACGAAAGAGACAAGAGGCCCCGAGACGCCAUGAUAGCAGUUCAGCCUGUAACCUCCAGUAA
Messenger RNA from Symsagittifera roscoffensis, 3609 nucleotides. Its product is annotated as kinesin-like protein KIF28. The coding region runs from base 328 to 3609 and encodes 1093 amino acids. Lineage: Eukaryota; Metazoa; Xenacoelomorpha; Acoela; Convolutidae. Gene Ontology annotation, biological process: microtubule-based movement. Gene Ontology annotation, molecular function: microtubule motor activity; ATP binding; microtubule binding. The transcript has 27 exons. The record is from RefSeq and is a predicted model, not a curated record.